GCUGCCUGGCCAGGUGGCGCAGGCAGGUGAGGGCACCUGGCGGCCAGCAGGUUCCAGCGAGCCAGCUGCCGCCGAGCAACAGCCAGGAGGGAUAGAGUGUCCACGGCUCCUCCCCUUGCCUCCUCAGCCCUCCCCGCAGCCGGGAGCUCAGGUGGAGCUCCGGGGGCCACCCCACAAUGAAGCCGCCGCUGCCCCUCCCCGGGGCUCCCAGGGCCCCCAGACAACGGGCUUGACCCACCCCCCGUGGACGGCCAUCCGUGGGGGCCACGUGGCCACACGGAUGACCGGCCGGGCCUCCCAGGGCUGGGCCAGAGCGUCCUGCCUAAGAGCCCCGGGCUGCGUCCAGGCUCUGGACACCUUUGCUCUCUCCCUCGCGGAGGCACCCAGUCCUCCCAGCCUCUGUGGAUGACUCAUGCUCCGGAGCUCCCGGCAGCUGGUGGAGCCCCCCCCGGCGCCAGCGACUGGGCCGCAGCCCACCCCCCCGGCGGCCAUGCCCACGGAGCCCGCGGGGCUGCUGCCGGGGGACCAUGUGGGGAACAGCUCCCAGGCCGCCUCCCAGCUCUUCCUCACCACCCCGCUGGCCCGCGGCAUCUCGGGCAUCUUUGUGUGGACCGCCCUGGCGCUCACCUGCCACCAGAUCUACCUGCACCUGCGCUCCUACACCGUCCCCAACGAGCAGAGGUACAUCAUCCGCCUGCUCUUCAUGGUGCCAGUCUACGCCCUCAACUCCUGGCUCAGCCUCCUCCUCCUGGGGGCCCGCCAGCACUACAUCUACCUGGACUCUGUGCGGGACUGCUACGAAGCCUUCGUCAUUUACAGCUUCCUGAGCCUCUGUUUCCAGUACCUGGGCGGCGAGAGCGCCAUCAUGGCUGAGAUUCGGGGGAAGCCCGUCCGGUCCAGCUGCCUCUACGGCACCUGCUGCCUGCGGGGCGUGGCCUACUCCAUCGGGUUCCUGCGCUUCUGCAAGCAGGCCACGCUGCAGUUCUGCGUCGUGAAGCCGGGCAUGGCCUUGGUCACCAUCGUCCUGCAGGCGGUCGGCAAAUACCACGAUGGGGACUUCAACAUCCGCAGCGGCUACCUCUACGUGACCCUCCUGGACAACGCCUCCGUCAGCCUGGCCCUCUACGCCCUGACCCUCUUCUACUUGGCCACUCGGGAGCUCCUGCGGCCCUUCGAGCCUGUCCUCAAGUUCCUCACCGUCAAGGCCGUGGUCUUCCUCUCCUUCUGGCAGGGGGUGCUGCUGGCCAUCCUGGAGAGGUGCGGGGCCAUCCCUGAGGUCCAGGCAGUGGACGGGAGCAGGGUGGGGGCCGGCACGCUGGCCGCUGGCUACCAGAACUUCAUCAUCUGCGUCGAGAUGCUCUUCGCCGCCAUUGCCCUGCGCUGCGCCUUCCCCUGCCAGGUGUACUCGGAGAAGGGCAGCUCGCCAGCCCCCGCAGCGGCCAUGCAGAGCAUCUCCAGCGGCCUCAGGGAGACCGUGAGCCCGCGGGACAUCGUGCAGGACGCUGUGCACAACUUCUCGCCCGCCUACCAGCACUACACGCAGCAGGCCACGCAGGAGGGCCCGCGGCCCGGCCCCCUGCCCGGGGGCGCUGGCGGCGGCCGGAAGGGCCGCGACGUGGAGAAGAGGACGCUGAUCCCCGGGGAGGAGCUCUAGCGGCUGGGCAGUCUGGCCCCUGGGGAAGGACCGGGGCCCCCGCCCGCCCACCCUCUCGCCAAAGGUCAAGGUCUUCCCCAGAGCCCUCCUGCCAGGCCGGUGGGAGGGUGAGUGAGCUUGUCUGAGGGUCCAGGGACCUGCGGGUGCAGUUGGCCGUCAUCCAGGUGGCCACCGUGGGCAGCAUGCCAUCGUGGCCCCCCCACCCCAGGGAGAUGCACCCCGUGUGGGCUGGGGGUGCAGGGCCACCAGAGGGGCAGGCGGGGCUGCUGCUUACGCAGAAGCCCGGGUUUCUAGCGAUUCCUGCGCCUCCGUCCCUCGGGGCCGGCACCUGGACCCACAUACUGGAGCAGGUUGGGGUCAGGGUGCUGGGGGAGUGUCCUGCUCCGUGCAGGGCAGAUGCAGUGGCCCGCCCUGUGCCACCCAAGGGUGCAGAGGGGCCUGGAGCCUGCCCCCCGGGCUCUCCCUCUGUCAGUCGGGGGAGCAGAGCUGGAUGGACGAGGGCCUGACCUCCGAAGCCAAGAGGGGGAGCAGAGGGGGCCCUUCAGGGAGGAGGCGCCUCCUGGAGCACUGUGGCUGGGCCUGGGGGUCAGGGUUAUCACAGGGGCGAGGGCAACAGCGGCUGUGGGUCUUGGUCCGUUCUGUGUCCAGGCGUCCAGCAGGGUGGGGUGGGAGCCGGGGGAAGGUGCAAGGGGCCGGACAGUGGCGUGGUGCCCAAGAGCCUGUAGACAGGGAGGCCCAGGGGCCACCGCCUGCCCCCUUUCCCGGUCCCCCAGCUGCCCACUCCUGCAUCACCAGGGAGAGAGGCAGAGGUGCCAGGAGUCUCAGAGAGCUGGGCGGGGCCUGGCCCGAGGGGUCCACAAUGAACAGGUCACUCCCCAGGCCUGAGCACAGGAUGCUCAUGGCCAGCAGCCUCCC
Messenger RNA from Phyllostomus discolor (pale spear-nosed bat), 2569 nucleotides. RefSeq names its product transmembrane protein 184A (gene TMEM184A). The coding region runs from base 413 to 1654 and encodes 413 amino acids. Gene Ontology annotation, biological process: transport. Gene Ontology annotation, cellular component: early endosome membrane. The transcript has 9 exons. NCBI's taxonomy places the organism in Eukaryota, Metazoa, Chordata, Mammalia, Chiroptera, Phyllostomidae. The record is from RefSeq and is a predicted model, not a curated record. Gene Ontology annotation, molecular function: transporter activity.